AUGCUUCUUGAAUGUUACUGGUGGUAUUCUACUGAUUGGGCUGCUAAUGUACAAAGAAUUACCUCAAUAGUCAAAUCAGAGGAAAUAACUGUAUUCGUAUUUCUAACACACAAAGGAACAACAUCCAAUGAACUAACUAAUGUGUACGAAACGUCAAGACAAUCGUGUAGUAAAGAACUUAGUGGACCAAGUACGAAAGAUUUGGACUGUAGAACAACAAUAAAUAACGACAAAGUAUGUGAAUCAUUGGAAGAAGAUUCAGCCAAUGUGAACGUUGAUGAUGAACAACCGUACAGUAAUGGCGAUGUUAAACUUCAUGUGUCACUAAAAGAAGCUCUGAAAAUGAAAGAAUUUUAUCUUUUAUCUAUAGUUUGUAUUUGCUCAUAUUUUCCAUUCAUGUUUGUAAAUGUGUUUUAUAAGACAUAUGGACAGACGUUUAUACAAGACGACACGUUUCUAGCCACCACUGGUUCUGUAGCUGGAGUUGUUCAUGCCCUCAGUCGAGUGAGUGUGGGCUUAACUCAUGACAAAUUAUCUUACAAG
This is a messenger RNA of Limulus polyphemus (Atlantic horseshoe crab), 543 nucleotides long. RefSeq lists its product as uncharacterized. The annotation marks the transcript as partial. The transcript is spliced from 4 exons. NCBI's taxonomy places the organism in Eukaryota, Metazoa, Arthropoda, Merostomata, Xiphosura, Limulidae. The record is from RefSeq and is a predicted model, not a curated record.